Exophiala xenobiotica is the source of this 1776-nucleotide messenger RNA. RefSeq lists its product as hypothetical. Gene Ontology annotation, molecular function: DNA-binding transcription factor activity, RNA polymerase II-specific; zinc ion binding. The record is from RefSeq and is a predicted model, not a curated record. NCBI's taxonomy places the organism in Eukaryota, Fungi, Ascomycota, Eurotiomycetes, Chaetothyriales, Herpotrichiellaceae. The coding region runs from base 158 to 1672 and encodes 504 amino acids. The transcript is spliced from 6 exons. Gene Ontology annotation, biological process: regulation of DNA-templated transcription.
CAGCCAUGCAAUUGAUCGGGUCUUUCAUCUCAAAGAUCCCCAGGUGGUCUCCCAGCACCUGGUGAGGGCGAAGGGGCAAUAUGGUCUAUCACGGUGUUUCCAGAGGCUGUGAGACUUGCAAACAGAGGCGCAAAAAGUGUGACGAGGCUCGUCCAGUAUGCAUAUGCGGCCCUUUGCCACUUCUGGUCACUUGCGGCUGACCAGCAUCAUGUACAAGGUUUGCAACAGAUGCAGAAAAGCCAACCGUACUUGCCGCGGAUACAAGGAUGAGACGGACCUGAUAUUCCGGCAUCACCGCCAUGGUCUGGAUCACUUCCGAGACCACUCGGACUCUCAAGAUGAGCAGGGACCUCCAUCAGACGAUCCCAAGACCCAUAUUCCCAGUGUUGCGCACUACACAACUGCGGAUUGGCGUAAUGCUACAUUCGAACGAGAAGCCCGGGAGCAAUUCCUCCUGGAUUACUCUGUGAUCUCCUCGGAUCGGUCACUAUCACGCGGCUAUCUUGAAGGCCUUCGACAGUUGCUAGUCUACUGUGGGCCAUCCUCAGAGCUGUCACAAGCGGUGACUAUUGUAUCUUUCGCCAGCUACGCAAACAAGCACAGCCGUCCGGAGAUCUCGGCUGAGGCUAAAUAUCUUUAUUUCCAACUCCUGCAGUCCUUCCAGAGGACCAUCUCGAAUGUUGCGACUUCGAACAUCGUGGAGCCUCUCUUGACUGCUGUGUUGCUUGGACUAUAUGAGAUCAUCUCGACGACUGAGGCGUAUCCGAGUGCGCACAGCGCUCAUUCCAAGGGCGUCUCGGCCAUUCUCACCUCGGAGCACUCUCCCUUCGAUAUCUUCGCCGGUGCAAAGUUGUUCCAGAUGUCGAAUCCCCUCCGCCUCGACCCAGCUCGAUUGGAGAAUUCACGCAAUCAUGGCAUCCUCUGUGCUCCGUUGCUAGCAGAUUCAGUCCAGAGUCUGGAUUCCAUCAUGGUCAGGACGAGACCCAUCGCGGCAAGGAUGCAACAACUCAUAAAAUCUCCUACGGAUAUGACUGCUGAAGAAUUGGGUCAACUAAGAGAGGAUAUGAUACUCCUCGUCCGCGACUAUGCUCAGUGGGCUGAGAAUCAACCUCCAGAAUGGUCGCCAAAACUAAUUGGUACCAUGAACCAGAGCCAAGCAAGAUCAGCCGGGACGAUCUAUUGGCCUGGAAGACUAGAGAGCUAUUUCGACCUGUAUGUUGCUGGCAUAUGGAAUUGUUAUCGCAAAUCUCGCCUUUUAUUUCUCGACCAGGUCAUACGUUGCGAGCUACAAUUCCCGGAACCUGAUAGAAAACUAACAGUCGGCCGUCUCUACUCCGAGGUUCAAACCCUUGCGGCCGAUCUUGCUGCGUCUGUCCAUUUCCAUCUGACGGGCUCUGCUGAAAUGCCUCCGUCAAGUCCUCAUGGUGUCAUCACUCCAGGCAAGUCUGUUGGCGGGCUUCUCAUUCUUCACCCCCUCACCGUGUCUUCCACCCUGUCUGUAGUUUCGCCAGAAAUGCAGACACAUUUCCGGAACUGUCUUGCUUGGAUUGGAGAUAACAUGGGCAUCGGCCAAGCCACUCUUCUGGCAAAGAAUCCUGGUGGUUUGCCGUACAACUUCAUUAAGGAUGGUCACGUUCUGGUAUGGGCUGGGAUGCUUGUUAGCCAGAUAUGAACUGAGGACACGGCACUAGGAGCUUGCCUCGUUGUUUGAGACAGACUGCCUCAUCGCUCUCACAAAUCGACGGAAUGCAAUGCCGUGCAAACAGGCUCUUGACU